AUGUCACGUGCAGUGCCCCUUCCUGGCAUCACCUUCGCCGGAACCUCGUACGCGCGCGACGAGGCUGUCUUCGAGCCACUGCCGAGGGGUGACGCGCGGUGCCUGCGGCACCGUGAGGUGGAGCGAUUCCGCGGCGCCCCUCGCGCUCUGGAGCAGCCGCGGUGGAACGCGUCCGUGCUGGACGAGGCGCACCCAUUCCCCCAGCGGCCCAUCAUGCACGCGCUGCAGCGCUACGAGGGUGUGGACGUCAUCGAUACCGCAUUUCCCGACUCAGUACGCGGCACAACGCAUCUGCGCACAAGGGUGCGCUCGCCGCUCUGGACGAUGAACACGUCGGGGGGAAGCACACGAAAGCAGCCAGCUGAUGCCAUCAACCGAACCAUUUCGCCAAAGCGAAAUUUUCUCGCACGCGUCAUCGCGGACGAAUGCUCAGAUGACAAAAGAUCAAUUCGGCAAGGGUGGUGCACCUCCACCUUGACGUGGAAUUGCGCGGGAUAUAUCGGAAGCUUGGAGGAGACUCAGAAAAGUUAUGUAAGCCUAAACAAAAAUAAGACGGGCGUGUUGAACAAGGACAUGUAUAUCUCCCCGAUCCGUAGGGUGGCACGCAUGAAUGAGAGCAUUCGAGAUGCGAAACGAAGUGAGAGGGAACAGAAGGAGCAGGCGGCACGAACGCAGACUAAUACUCGCGGUGCACCUGAGGUUUUCAAGAUGAGCAACAUUGACGAGUGGUGGCUUUUAGAUCCCACACUUACGGCCACGAUAGCGGAAGAGACAGCUGCUGUAACUGCAGAAGAUGCCAAUGUACAAGAAGAGUUAAUGGCUUGA
Molecule: messenger RNA, 825 nt
Organism: Trypanosoma grayi
Lineage: Eukaryota; Euglenozoa; Kinetoplastea; Trypanosomatida; Trypanosomatidae
Exons: 1
Coding region: 1-825 (274 amino acids)
Source: RefSeq, a predicted model, not a curated record